AUGAUUGAAAACAUCGAAGACGCGCUCACUGUGGGCAGGGUGUCUGCUCUGAUUGCGCUUGGUGUCUCGCUAGUGUCUUUGAGCAUUCCUCUUUUGGCAUCCAUCUUGCUUGUAUAUCAUUUUGAUAAAAAGCUAACUGCAGCAUCAUGGUCCGUCCUCGCUCGACAGAUGCACUCGUCCCUCUGGCCAACCAUUCUGCAGUCCGACUCAGCAGCCUCCCGCAACGUCCACUGGACCGUGUCCACCAUUUCACAUGCCAACUUUGCAUUUGCUCUGCUUGUCUUUGUCACUGGCUUCGUCACGCCACUAGGACUAAGCGAUGCAAUCGUUACCACAUCUCCUUCAUCCGUCAACUUCGAAUAUGCCCGGGACUUGUCUCUAUUCGGCAAUAGCACACCACCACGCCCAAUGACCGGCUUGUCGCGAGACUGCAACAGACUCAUUCUGUUCUGCCCUGGCGGCCUCAUCUCCGCCUCUCGCGACUUUAACAACAGCUACAAUCUCAAUACAACUGAUUUCAACGCCACAACACAUCUCCCCGCCAAUCUAACCGCCAUGUUUACCAGUGCCACGAAAGAUUCAACUGUUGCUGGUGCCUUUGAUAUCCAGUACCGUUCGUGGUCACUGACGUCUACACCAGACUAUGAUGGAAACAGGUCCUACGCCAAGGGUGCCAAACGCCACAUCGACACGCUCCUUUCAAACGACAAAACAGUUCUUGUAGAGGGUAUUGUUGCUGAUAUGAAGCAUGGCGGCAUUGGUUUCCGCAACCACACGAUUCCAUCGAAUGUGCAGCGCGGCGUUACCUGGAACGAAGACAUUCUGUGGCUCGAGCCCGACAUUUCCUGCGCCAAUACCAAUCUGUCUCUCCGCGUCAAGAUUGGGCAAAACGACAUUUCCCAGCUGGCGCUAGUAGAUCAAGGCGGUUUUGCCAAACUGCGCCACGGCAACCCCAGCAAAGGCUGGACCAACCCCGAUAGAAGCAAACUCGGCACUCGCUACCAAGCAGACCGCACGGCAUGGAUACACAACGUCCUGGCCGCCAUCUACCGCAACAUGAUAAGCCCUACAAAUGCCAAAUACGGCCUAAACGUCACGCUAAACAAAGAAUACACGAUGAGCCCUCUCAUUGGGAAAAAGGGUGACAUUGGCUAUCCGCUGGGCCUCAGCGCCUACGACCUCCAAGGCACCUGGCUUGGAAACCUGCCCUUUGCACGGCAAAAUGAGCAGACUGGCGAAAUCGAGGUCGAUGGCAAGGAAGUGUCCGGUGGUGCAGAGAAGCACCCGGACAUAUGGGCCGCCAUGAUGCUUCGCCGGCUCGACACGUACUGCUCCGGCCACUUGUCGGCUGAUGAUAAGGGCUACGAGAGCUUCAAGUACUUUGAGUGCGGCGAGAUCUUUGGGCUCCCCAGAAAUAUCAACGGCGACUCGACAGUCGUGCAGGGCGGCGGCAGCGAGUGGAUAGUGCCGAUGCAUGUAUGUGUAGGAGCCAUCCAGGCGUCGGUGCAGACAUUGACGUUUUCCAUGAACGGAUCCGCGGCCCUCGAGAACGUCGAGGUGCUCAACCGCCAGCCUAAACACUAUAACAGCGAGGAUGACUAUCCCACUUGGGCGUUUGAGUACAAGAACUUUAGCCGUCUCCGCACCGACAGCGGCUACGGCGAGUUUAACGUGCCCAGUCCCAUCUGGGGUAUCGUCGAUGCAAAGUACACGGGCACACCUGAGUACAACUUCACCAAAGCGGCGUCCUUUUACCUCCCGCAUUCGUUCCGCGGUGCGUGGGAAUAUCAGGCAGCGCCGCUGGACAUGCUUGCUGCCACGGUAGCGCCGGUAGGCAUUCUCACCACAGUGGUGAGCAACUUUGGUCGUGCGGUGUCGCUGGAUGGCCCGUCGUUUCUGCCUUCUUACACGGGUGCACAGAGUAUGAUGCUCAGCACGAAAUGGGCACAGCUGGCGGCCAAGGAAAACGGCUACGGGGCCAUUCUGCGUCUCAUUUGGACAGAUAUGUUGGCCAAUUCGGUCAUGACGGCCAAACCAGCCGCCGAGGUAGCAAGCUCGUCGAAGACUGUGGUGGAUGGUAUUGGUGGGCGGCAUAAUGUGCAGGUGUUUAUCCGUAGGGUGCAGUAUAACCUUGCCUUUGCGACGCCAGCCAUUAUCCUGCUUGUGUUUUGUAUCGUUUCCGUGCUGGCAGCGCUCAUCUCGGGCGUAGUCAAUUGGCGACUUGUCAAGAAUCUCCGGGCCAUGCUUAAUGACACCAGUGUGGGAAGAGUAGCUACAUCUCAUGUCACGUAUGAAGGGGGCAAUUUAUCGAGAGCUUCGACUAAUCAGUGGCAGAAGCGGAUGGGCUCGACUAAGCUGCGGUUUGGUGGCGAGGAAUCUCAAGUAACCAUGGUUGAACACGCUGCACAAAAGUCUGAAAGAUAGCAGAUUGAUUAAGGAUAACAUGUGCACUAUGCAUAUCAUAGUUUAUACCUUUGGAACGUUAUUUCGCUACAAUUUGCAGUUGUUCAUAAUAG
This is a messenger RNA of [Torrubiella] hemipterigena, 2516 nucleotides long. Lineage: Eukaryota; Fungi; Ascomycota; Sordariomycetes; Hypocreales; Clavicipitaceae. The record is from the annotation of a GenBank genome assembly.